UCACACGCCGGUAAAUCCGAAACUGUUUCCCGCGAGAUAGACGAGUAGAAAAACUACAAGAAAACAAUAUUUUUUUAAGCUAGCGUAUACGACAAAAUUUAGCUAUAUUCCAUCUAUAUUUCCAGAUAUAUGCAUGCUUCAAUGUAACUUUUAACGCUGAAGUUAUUAGUGACCGGUCUGCUGUAUAAGCAUCCUGAGGGUUUAUUAACACACACAUAAAGAGGUUAGUACCAUGGACAGAGAGUGUGUGUCGCUGCUGCCCCGGGUCUGUGAGGUGCUUGUGGACUCAGGGAAGUCUCUGCCCGAUGACACCAGCCUGGAGAAACUGCUGGACUGGUUCACAGGGCUCGGCGAGUCUGGGGGAUCUCUUCUGGAGGCUCACCCAUGUCUGCUUGAAUUCAUAUCCACUGUGGUUUACAAAACAUCAUCAGACCCUGGUGUCAUCUCCUUCACUCUCAAACUCUCCGGCUUAAUAGCUGCCACUGAGGAUGGCUUCAGAAUGCUUCAGGAGUGCUCUGUUCUGGACCUUGCCUUUAACCAUCAGCGCUGGCAUGAAGCAGGGUUUUGGGAGGAUCCCUGUGUACGGAUUGGCUGGAUCCAGGGUUUAAGGAGCAUGUUGCAGCACUCAAAGGCUCUCAGUUUCUUUGUGCAAGCAGAUUUCAUUUCGCUGCUCCUAAAACUCCAGACAGACCCAAGUCUAUUUGUUGCCUCAGCUGCCAGUCAAAUGCUCGCCCACACCCUGAUCUUCUUUCAGACAGUGUGGUCUACAGGAUGUACCAGUGUAGAUAAGAAAAAUGGUGAUGACAAGAGGACGCAGGCCUCCAUCGCAGACAUAGAGCAACCAGGCGUCACCAUGGAUUCCAGCCAAGACUACACUUCUGUUGUCACGGCAAUCUCAGAGUACCUCAAGGAGUCAUUAGUUCCCAAAGAACACACACAGCUCCAUCAGAGUCUGCAGAUCCUCAAACUGCUGGCCCUGCUUCUGGCCCAGGCCAGACCUCGGCUCCGGGACGAGCUGCUCCGAGCAGUUGCAGACUCUCUGGAGGAACUGGUGACAGCAGGUCACAGUCAGCUCACACUGCCACUGAUGGACAUCAUUCUGGCUGCGUACAGCUCCAGCACUGAUGGAUGUGUCCCAGACCAACACGUCACCCAUCUUCUGUCAUCCAUGUUGAACAUGAACAACCCCACUGACCUCAUUCAUGCUGCAGCUGCUUUUCUCCGCAGAGGUCCUCAGGACACUGUCCACACAGCCCGGGCUGUGAGAAUACUACUCCUGCCCCUUGAUGUUAUAACUGGUCAGACCCUACUGGACACAAACACUGCAGUAGAAGAGCAUCAGUUUUCAAUAGUAGAGCAGCUGAAGACUAAAACCUCCUGCAUCUCCAUGAUCUGUGUCUGUCUGGCAAACUCACCACAGAUCACACUCAUGCCUCCUGACUUACUCCCUUGUCCUCCAGUUUUAAUUGUCACUGCAGUUCUGUCAUUGUUAAGGAUCUGCGGUGGCGACUCUUGCUCCUCGUCCACCGGCUGUACUGAGGUUUUCAGGAAUGUAAUCGGCAGUGGCAAAGUUCAGAAAUCUGCCCUAGAGGCUCUGACGGGUCUCAGCAGCACCCCAGGAGUGAAAGACGAGCUGACUGAGGUUUUCACAGUUCUGAUACAAUAUCUGAACAAUCCUGACUCUGACCCCACUGUACUACACAAGUCCUACCAGGCCUUAGUAAAGUGGAUGACUGUGUGUAAAGACCUCUCCUCUUUAACAGACAAGCUCAGACAAGACCUCAUCGAGGUAGUGAAGAAACGCGUGUGUGACAUGCGUUGGGAGGUGAGAGACUCAACUGUGGAGUUUCUGGGAAAACUGGCAGGUGUCCUGAAAUCAGCCGAGGAGGUGUGUGAUGUGUCUGAGGGUUUGCUUGGCGGCUGCUGUAGCCUUCCUCUCCUCAGGGAGGCACUGCAGGAUCCAGAGAGUUAUGUGAGAGCCACUGCCAUCUCCGCACUGGCACAGACACUAGCACACAACUGGCAGCAGGGGGCAGCACUCACACAGGAGCAGACUGACAUAGUGAGCCGGCUGCUUGAAAUUCUCUCCCAGGACACCGAGGGAUUCGCCAGGAGGGCGGCUGUUCGAUACUUCAUCGCCUGGUUUUCUUCACGCCCCUCACACACAUCUGCCUCCCCCUCCUUCGAUCUCCUGAUGAGCUCUGUGGGCUCAGUCCUCUCUAUGGGCAGCGCUGAUCUGGACUGGGAAGUCAAAGUUCACACUCUGGAGCUGGCGGAGCUACUGCUGGAUGAAGCCUUUUCAGGUCACCGGGCCUACAGGAAGGGCGGAGACACGCAUCAUGGCCCAGUACACCCGUACUGGGUGGUUUCUGAUCGGACUUACACGCCUCACACACACACUGGCACACACACAGAGGGUGUGGAUUCAGAUUUGGCUGAUGUGCUGGACAAUCUGGUCAAGCAGGGAGUCAUCUCAGCAUUGUUGAGUGGUCUGGCUGACUGUGAUAGACCUGUGGGGCUGAAGGCCUGUCAACUCCUGAUUACACUCAGAGAAACAGUCUGCUCUCCGUCGCUAGAGGCACUGGAUGCAACUUCUGCCAUGGCAACAGUUGCUAGGGUGUCCUGUGAACUGCCUGGAUGGGGCUGGGGGCGGGAGAUCAGAAAAAUACUGGGGAUGAAGAAGUGUGAUCGGGCUAAAGAGGCCGACAUCGCUGCUCAGGGACAUUUCAAUGGAGCAGAUGUGGCUGAUUCUGAACACUGCGGUGAGGUGGGAAUGGAAGGAGUAGGCGAUGGCGAGGACAGCGUGUGCGUUGGUGUGUGUGAGGUGUUGAGGUCUCUGGGUUUAGACGCGAAGCUCGACAUACUGAUUCAAAGCAGUGACCACGUCCAUAACUCUCCCCUCUCUCUCCUGCAAGACAUACUGACUGGGAGUGCUGCACUCACACAAGACACACAACCAGGAGAAGAGGUCAUAGUGGACUGUUACUAACACACACACACUGCCUUAUGUUGGUUUGUUAUCAGUGAUGAACACACUCUUAACUCAGGCUACGAGGCCUUAUCGUUGCUGUGAUAUUUUGGUUACUUGAGUCAAGUUUUGAGAAUUUCUUAACAUUUAAUAUUACAAUUCAGUUAAAUAGGAAGCAGGGAGUUGUUGACCUUUCUUGGCUUUCUCAUUUUGUGGUAUUGAAUCUAUUGAUUUUUAAUAUAUAUUGAUACAGUGCGGUUAUAUUUGUCUUUAUGUCCAGCAGGGGGCAGUCACAAUUCACCAACAGAGUUCUGCACAGGCCUAAAACUGAGACCUGACUGGGUCUGAACCCAUGUCUUUACAACCCAACCUGACUGAACCCAGAAUCUAUAUUUUUGCUUUAUUUCAUCCAUUUCUCAGUAUUAGUUUAAAGCGAUUCAGCUCUAGCUAUUGUGAAACCCACUGGGCAUCCACACAAUGACACCUCGUCUACAGUGGCCACGUAGAAAAAGCAACACGUUAGAAGUGAAGAACCAGUAGCUUCAUCCCUGAACGUAGAAAGCUGCGUUGAUUAAAAGUGAUCAAGCACAGUUGAAAUGCGGCCUGUGUACGGGCAGCAGAACUCACCAAACUCAAAUCUAUUAUGUCUACUGAGGUCUGUACCCUUGUCCAGCAAAU
Molecule: messenger RNA, 3646 nt
Organism: Toxotes jaculatrix (banded archerfish)
Lineage: Eukaryota; Metazoa; Chordata; Actinopteri; Toxotidae
Gene: brat1
Product: BRCA1-associated ATM activator 1
Exons: 12
Coding region: 233-2989 (918 amino acids)
Biological process (GO): positive regulation of protein phosphorylation; cell population proliferation; DNA damage response
Cellular component (GO): nucleus
Source: RefSeq, a predicted model, not a curated record